This is a messenger RNA of Centruroides sculpturatus (bark scorpion), 513 nucleotides long. RefSeq names its product transcription factor LBX1-like. The coding region runs from base 1 to 384 and encodes 127 amino acids. The transcript is spliced from 2 exons. Lineage: Eukaryota; Metazoa; Arthropoda; Arachnida; Scorpiones; Buthidae. The record is from RefSeq and is a predicted model, not a curated record. Gene Ontology annotation, biological process: regulation of DNA-templated transcription. Gene Ontology annotation, molecular function: DNA binding; DNA-binding transcription factor activity, RNA polymerase II-specific.
AUGUGUUCUAAAUCAAAUUUUGUUUCAUUUCUAGAAUCUUCAAGAGAUCAUCUGAAUCUCUUCAGUAAUCGACAACAGCCAAAGAAAAAGAGAAAAUCCAGGACUGCUUUUACAAAUCAUCAAAUAUUUGAACUAGAAAAGAGAUUCUUAUAUCAAAAAUACUUAUCACCAGCAGACAGAGAUGAAAUCGCUCAAUCGCUGGGUCUUACUAAUGCCCAAGUCAUAACAUGGUUUCAGAAUCGGAGAGCAAAAUUGAAGAGAGAUAUGGAAGAAUUGAAGAAAGAUGUUACAGCUGCUAAGAUUCAACCCAUUCACUCAGCUUUACUCGACAAUAUAGAAGAUCUCACUUUGUUAAAAAAGGAACUACAUAAAAAGACUAAUUGACCAUUGUGUACAUAUUUUACUUUCAAAAGACUACACUUAUUUAAAAGAUGAAUACAUCAUGUCUGGAUUUUUAUAUAAAUCCAGAAUUUAAACAAAAAUAAUAAUUAAAAAAACAAAUAAUAAUAAUAA